Messenger RNA from Westerdykella ornata, 1771 nucleotides. RefSeq names its product ADP-ribosylglycohydrolase. The transcript is spliced from 3 exons. The record is from RefSeq and is a predicted model, not a curated record. Lineage: Eukaryota; Fungi; Ascomycota; Dothideomycetes; Pleosporales; Sporormiaceae. Bases 232 to 1626 code for a protein of 464 amino acids.
GGAAUCUCCAUCCUCCUCGGGCCUCAAGAUUCGUUCCCGUCCGGUGCAGACAUAAUGGCCUCCCCUGUCGUCGAAGACAAUGGGGAAAGCGAUGCCCCAUCUCAGCCGCUCGCCAAGCCUUCCCGAUUCUCCAUCACGAGCUCAAGGCUCCAGCAUUUGCUAACUUAUAUAAAUAACACCUCCAAGCUGAUUUCCCAUAUCCCAAUCCAUUGAACCAUAAUACUAUACAACAUGGAGGACCACCCCAAACCAGUGAACCCCCCAAUGCCCACCCUACCACCCACAGACUCCCAAAACGAACUACUCUCCUUCCUCUCCACCCACCCCUUCAUCAAACCCACCCUCAUCGACAAAAUCCACGGCUGCAUAAUCGGCUCCGCACUAGGCGACGCCAUAGGCCUCUACACCGAAUUCCUCAACAAGGAGAUAAGCGGCAAAACCUAUCCGGGCCGGAAAUUCAGUCUCGUAGACCCCGUGACGGAGUGGUAUCAGGACCACCAUAGAAAUAAAUUCGACCCCUGCGCCUGGACCGACGACACAGACCACGCCCUCCUCCUCCUCCUCGCCUACCUCUCCUCGCAAAACCUCACCACGCUGCCGCAAGACUUCGCCUCCCGUCUCAGCAUCUGGAUCGAGCAGGGCCUCCUCGCUCUCGGGCGGCCCCCCUGCGGCAUCGGCCGGCUCGUCGGAGGCGUCGUCACGCGAUCCGAUUACCUCUUCGAUCCGGUCGCAAGGGCGACGAAGGAGUGGGUGAAUGCUGGGCGCAAGGUGGCGCCGAAUGGGAGUCUGAUGCGCACGCAUCCGAUUGGUGUGAUUGGCGUGGGGUUGCAUGAGGAGGAGGCGUGGAGGGUUGCUGCUGGGGUGGGGAGGACGACGCAUGUCGAUCCGAGGUGUACGCUUGCGUGUUGUAUCUCUGUGGGUGUGAUUCGGGGGAUUCUGCGUGGCGAGGUGAAUGACGAGAACGAUCUUGAUGCACUCAUGGAGAGAGCGUUUGAGUGGGUAUGCGCGCAGCCGAAUCUGGCGAAUCCUGAUUCUGAUCCCGAUAUCGUGGACUUGUCUGGACGUUUGCAUCGGGAAGACUUCACCCGCUACGUCUACGCCAACCGUUUCGAAGACCUCGAGCUCGAUGACCGCGACAAGAUCGGUUAUGUCUACAAGUGUCUCGGUUCCGCUAUCCUUGCUCUGAGACUGGGGAUGCGGGCCACUCGGAACCAACAAGGAGCUCUACCCCCGGAUUCCAUCUUUGAAGACAUCAUGGCCGACCUCAUCAUGGAAGGUGGCGACGCUGAUACCAAUGGCGCGGCUGCAGGCGCCCUGCUCGGUGCGUGGCUGGGGUACUCGCAGCUGCCGCCGCACUGGAAGAACGGACUCAAGCAUAGGGACUGGUUGGCUAAUAAAAUCGGGCGUUUGAUUAGGGCAGUUGGGAUUGAAGGGUCUAGGGCUCUGGAGUUUGAGGAGGACGAGGCGCCGGAUGGGGGGAGAGGUUUGAUGACGAGAAGUGAGUUGGAGAAGAGGGAUCAAGAUAUGGUGUAUAGGCUCCUGGAAAAGGAUAGGUUGAGGAGGGAGGAAGAGGAGAAGGCGAGGAAGAAGGAGGGGAGGCGGAUUGCUGGUUGGCUCAAGAGAUAGACGGACUCUGCCAUAUACAGCGUUAACUCUUCCGAUCAAACGAGAUAUUUCCGAGCCCCAGCGUCGGAAUAUCUACGCACUCUUCGCCACCGCAAACUCCCCCUCCCUCACCCUCGCACACAACUCCUUCAACCUCUCAGCCCCC